CAAUCAUCAACAGUCUUCCGACCAACUCUCAAGUGACAAAAUCUAAAGUUACAUUUUCGAACACAAAUCCCAAGAUGUUCCGCAUUAUCGCUGUGGUCUUCGCCCUCUUCGCGGUUGCCUUCGCUGCUCCCAGCUACAUUGAGCCAUCUUACGGAGUGGUGCCUGUGGCCCACGUGGUCCCCGUGGUGAAGCAUGUCCCCGUGGUCAAGGAAGUUCCGGUGGUGAAGCACGUCCCGGUGGUGCAGCAUGUCCCAGUGGUGAAGCACGUCCCAGUGGUGCAGCAUGUGCCCGUGCUGAAGUCCUACGCCGUCCCCACCUACGGACACCACAUCUACCACGGUUAAAUCUAAAGAGAGCACCACUGACUGCGACUCGACUCGAAUAAACCUCGAACUAAAUAAGAAAA
Molecule: messenger RNA, 406 nt
Organism: Drosophila ficusphila
Lineage: Eukaryota; Metazoa; Arthropoda; Insecta; Diptera; Drosophilidae
Exons: 2
Coding region: 75-344 (89 amino acids)
Source: RefSeq, a predicted model, not a curated record